CGCAUUCGCAAUUUAAAAUUUAGAAACUAUCGUGUCAGUUGGCUUGUUUACAAACAUGUAUUGGCUUCACAGGGCAUAAUAAUCUAAAAAAAUUAAAAUUGGCAGAUUGGCCUACGAUGGACAUAAAUAUAAAAAUUAUUGAGGCUGUUCGAAAAUCACCAUGCUUAUAUUGUAGCAGUAAAUUGGAGGAAAGAAACAAACAGUGGAAAAAAUUGGCAGAUGAUUUGGGCAUUGGAGAACAAACAUUGAAACUUCGGUGGCAUUCUAUUUUAAAACGGUACAAUUCCGAUAAGUUCUAUAAAUAUGCUGAUAAAUUACAAUUCAUUCAACGCACCAUUAAAGCUAAAAGUACUGAUAAGUGGCCGGAAUUUGAAAUAAAUGCAGACGAUACAGCAGGCCAUCAAAGAAAUUCAGAAGAGUAUAUGUUUUUGGAAGUUGAUGAAUUUGAUGAAGCUGCUAUUGCGCAUGAUAAAUUUGCAGCCGUAAAGCAUGAAAAGACUGAUAGUGUACCAACAGAAUGCACAGAAGAUGAAUCUUCGCAAGGAUUUGCAACGAAAAGCGAAAGUGCGAACAAACACCACGAAAAAACCAAAGAAAAUUACAACCUUAACCAAGAAGAAAUCAUAGUUCCCGUAAUCAAACAAACAGAUAAAAAAUCGUCUCAAAAAUCACCGAAAAAUAACAUGAGUGUUGAGAAAGAAAUCAAAGAUCAUGUUGUGUCUCCAUUAGAACGUUCCGAAGAUGUAAUAUUUGGAGAGUUGGUAACAGCUAUGUUAAAAGGUAUGAGUGAAGAUAAGAAACGAAAUAUAAAAAAAGAAAUAAUGAACUUGCUACUAACAUGAAUAAAUUCACACAUCUAUAUGUAUGUGUAUAUUACGCA
This is a messenger RNA of Stomoxys calcitrans (stable fly), 880 nucleotides long. RefSeq lists its product as uncharacterized. Bases 117 to 842 code for a protein of 241 amino acids. The record is from RefSeq and is a predicted model, not a curated record. The transcript is spliced from 2 exons. Lineage: Eukaryota; Metazoa; Arthropoda; Insecta; Diptera; Muscidae.